AUGCGCACAUCCCGCCUGGUGCCCGAGGCCCAGAUGAGCCAGACACAUCAGCACAGGCCCCAUCGGCAGGACGUCCCAAGGGCUGCACCAGCCGGGGGCUGGAACGGCGAAGGCGCGAGCUGGUGGGCUGCGUUGCUCCUGGCGGCUGUGGCGUUGAGGCCGGGGGAGGCGGUGUCCGAGCCCACGACGGUGGCGUUCGACGUGCGACCUGGCGGCGUCGUGCACUCUUUCUCCCAGAACGCGGGCCCGGGGGACAAAUAUACAUGCACGUUCACCUAUGCUUCUCAAGGAGGGACCAACGAGUCCAAAGCUGCGUUUGAAAGAGAAAGCGACGUCCCCCUGAAAAACGAGGAAUUUGAAGUGACCAAAACAGCAGUCGCCAUGCCGCCAUCCAAGAGAUUAGCUGAGCCAACCACCCUGGAGCGCUCGGCCGCCGUGGGCCCGGCGCUUCUGCGGGCAACGCGGAGAGUGCAGGGAGGCGCGCACUGGUUUCAGAAAAGCCGGGAGUCCCCCUGGGAGUCCUCCACCGAGUGCCUCAGUCCGUGCCUCUUUCGGUAA
This is a messenger RNA of Puma concolor (puma), 558 nucleotides long. NCBI's taxonomy places the organism in Eukaryota, Metazoa, Chordata, Mammalia, Carnivora, Felidae. The record is from RefSeq and is a predicted model, not a curated record.